AAGCAAACAUGGAGGAUGCACGAGUCGGAUGAGGUGGCUAGACGUAGAUUAUUUAUUUUCAUUUUAUACCAAAUGAACCAGUGGUUUGAAACAAAUGAACUUACGAAGAUGUAAAAGGAGAAAAUGACGGAUUCUUCAGAGACUGCGGACUCUGUCGUCAUAAGUGACACGGGGGAUACUCGCUGUGUCCGGCCAGCUGGAAGUGGAACUGCCCCCUCGAUGGACGACUCGGAUAUGCAGGAAGUAAACAAAUCUGCUACAGGUGCUGAAUCUAACUCGACCGAAGAUACGCAUGAUGGAGACAACAAAAAGAUAGGGACAACGAAGAGAAAUAUAUGUUUUCGCGAACCACACGCCCUAGCAACCUAUUCGGAAGCACCUGAUCCCUGGAAGAAUGCUGAGGUCUGGAACAACACAGAUUUGAUAACUGCUUACAGAAAUGGAUGUGAGCAAAAUAAUGUUCGACCUUUGAGUAAAGUUUUGAAUCAGCUGCAGGGUAUUCAAAAUACAGGAGAGAGACAUGAGCUCCUUAGUCUCAAGGCUGAAAAACUUGACAUUCGUCACUGUGAAAGUCUCGAGGAGGUCCUCCGGAGGGUGCAGUUCAAGUGUAUUGACUUGGAAGCAUGUCAUCUGGAUGAUGAGACAUCAGUAGCUCUGUUCGACAUGAUCGAGUAUUAUGAGUCUGCAUGUAGAGUCAACAUGUCGUUCAAUAAGAACAUUUCCGUGCGAGGGUGGCAGUCCUGUUCCCGUAUGAUCAGGAAGACACCAUGCCUGUUCUUCCUUGAUGCAAGAAACUGUGAUUUAAACGAUCGGCUGAUCCCUGUGAUGGGUCGAGCCCUGAGGAUGGGAUCUUUCCUCACCACCCUACAUCUGGAGAGUACGUCUCUGUCUGGCAGACCCCUGGUCAUACUAGUGGCAGCCUUGAAGAUGAAUGAGAUCUUGAUGGAACUGUUUUUGGCUGACAAUCGACUGAUGCCUAGUGAUGGGAUACAGCUGGGAAACCUCCUGAAGUACAACCACAAGCUUCAGCUGUUAGACAUCAGGAAUAACCACUUACAGGACAUUGGAGCGAGCCACGUGUGUGACGGUUUGUGUGAGCAGAACCUUGGCAAUGGGCUACAGACACUUGUCUUCUGGAAUAACCAGAUCACCUACAACGCCAUGACAGCUGUGGGCAAGGCAAUGGCUACGACUGAUAGUGUAGAGACAUUAAAUCUCGGUCAUAACAAUGUCACCAACGAGGGAAUCCACCUGAUGAAGGACGGGCUUCUCAAAUCCAAGUCUCUCCUGAGAAUAGGUCUGCAGGGCACCAAGGUCACAUGUGAAGGUGCUGUGGCCUUAGCGGAGGUGAUAGCCGACAGUCCGCGGCUGCUGAGACUGGACCUUCGAGAGAACGAGAUUAAAACAGCAGGUUUGAUGGCCCUGUCUCUGGCUCUUAAGGUCAACGAAACAGUUACAAGACUGGACAUGGACCGAGACACCAAGCGAGAGUCGGGAAUGAAGGAUUUUGCUGAGCAGCAAAGGCGACUACAGCAGGACAUCAACAACUUUCUAGAAAGGAACCAAGGCCUGGCGCGUAAGAGGACGGAGGAGGAGAGACUUGAUCUAGAGAGGACCAUCAAGGAGGACACCCGGCCUGGCCGAUCAGACUCCAUCAUUGAACCAGCAGAGACUGCCAAGGAGGACGCCCAAACCAUUGCUUCGUUUGAUAAGAUAAAGCGUCCAAUGCUUCUUGUCAUGGAGGACAGAGCAGCUCAAAAAACUCUGGACUCUCCACAUGUUAAGCCAGAGAACUUGCCAAGCAGUGGUGAUGAGGAUGAAAACGUCCUGCCUUCCAAUAAAGCCCUGGCAAAUGCUGCAACUCCCCCAGCAGAGCUCCUGCUCAGUCCACAGUACUGCACAGUUAAAGCCAAAAAACUGUUCACAGUGUCGCGUGUGGCAGGGCCGCCUCAUCUGCCACUUUCCCAGGCAGGCAUGAGUGCUGGUCACUCUGCUUCGUCCCGACUGGACACAGUCCUGUCACCCUCCGAUACCAACGACCUGAUCGCUCACAUCAGUAAUGGAACGCAUGUUAUGUCUCAGGGUCUCUCAUCCAGAAACAUCACGAGUCCUUCUGAUGUCACUCUUAGUAUACAGGCAGAAAAUGUGAAUCACAUCAUAGAUGAACUAGUGACUGGGGUGUCCGACACCAACUUAACAGACGAGAAAAGUAGUGGAGAGCUCACAUUCCAGGAAAAUAUACAGAAAUCUUGUUUAGAAUCUGAAAGCAAGUCAUGUGAGGACAUUGUAGAUUCACAUGAUUUAGUGACACAGGUUGAUGGAAAUAAUGCCACCAUAUCUGACCAAGGAGAAGGCCAGCCUAGUGUUAACGAGGAGUUUGUGACUCCCAGCAAUAGUGAGGUAGAAGUGAAUGAGUCUGCUACCUUGCGGACAAUUGAUAGUGUCUGUGAUAAUAGUAAACAGAGUGAGGAGGCUUCUGGCCACCUCGUUAGUGCAAUAGGUGAUGUAGGGAAUGGAGAUAACUCUGUAGAGGAGGGUUGUAACUCGGGUAACAUGGACAGUGUAGCUGACAGGUUAUCUGGAAGUCUACCGGAGUUAGACAUUACAGAUUGUGAUCAAACCAAGCAGAAUUGUGAGAAAAGUAAUGAUGUGAGUAACGAUUCUCAAGACAUGCACACUUUGUCUAAAAGUUUACCUUGUGAUAAACUCAAACAAGAAAAGGACUCUGGUAUAGGUAGUUACGAAAACGAUCGUGAUUGGACAAGGCUGGACGCUCCUAAUAAAGGGUUGAAAACCAACGGUUGUGGCAGUCGAAAAGAUGGGCCAGGUUUAUCCAUCAAUAACCCUGAUUUUUACUCUGACUUGACAUUAAAUGGCUUAACACAGGAAUUAGCUAGUGCUCUUGAAAACUUGGAUGUAGACUCGGCUGGAGGGAAGGAGUGUUUGGUUGAUACUAACAAAAAAUCGUGUGGCACUGUGGAUGAUUUUGAGAAAGAACUGGAUGCAAUGUUAGCCGAUGUGAAGAGUGGAUCCAACCUUAACUUACCUUCUUCUGUCUGCAUUUCCAAUUUCCCUUGUACGUUUCCGAUUUUCAUCGCUAAGAUGCCGUUAUUUGAAGGUUUAAGUUACAGCAGUGAUAAGAAUGUCAUUGUAUUAGACAUCGGAUCAGCUUACACGAAAUGCGGCUUAGCUGGAGAAACCGGACCGAGAUGCAUUAUUCCUAGUGAAAUAAAAAAUGCCAAAUCAGGAAAGAUUGUCAAGCUAUGGGACUUUGAAAAGGAAGAUGAGCUAUAUGAGAAUAUCAAAGAUUUCCUUUUUGUCCUGUAUUUCAGACAUUUGUUGCUGAGUCCAAAGAACAAACGAGUAGUGGUAUGCGAGUCCCUACUUUGUCCUAUCAUCUUCAGAGAAGCAUUGGCAAAAGUUCUUUUUAUUCACUAUGAGGUUGCCACAGUGAUGUUUGCAUCUGGUCAUGUCAUGUCGCUGCUGACCCUUGGGUCCACUACUGGUCUAGUGAUGGACAUCGGCUUCACAGAAACACUUGUCAUUCCUGUAUAUGAAGGCAUCCCUGUGGUAAAAGCGAUACAGUGUAUACCUUUAGCAGCCAAAGCCAUCCAUGGAAAAAUAGAAAAUCUCCUUUUGGAUUCUGCGACAGUGAUGACGGAUACCAGGGAAGAAUGCCCCCUGUCCGGUCUACCAGAUUGUUUAAAUGAACAAAUUUUAGAAGAUAUAAAAGUGCGUUGCUGUUUUGUGACCAAUCUGAAGAGAGCUAAGGCUAUCCAGGAAGUAGUCAUCCAUGGUGCAGACGAGUCGAUGCUGCCCACUCCUCCUCCCAGUGUCCAGUACCCUUUGGAUGGAGGCAAAGUUCUAAACAUCACUGGAAAAGUCCGGGAACAAAGCUGUGAAGUGCUGUUUGAACAGGAUAACGAGGAGCAGUCUGUGACAACCUCCAUCUUAGAUGCCAUCCUUAAGUGUCCCAUAGACAUGCGUCUGGAGUUGGCAAGCAACAUUGUGAUUAUCGGCGGCACAUCCAUGCUGAAGGGGUUCCACCAUCGUAUUGGAUCAGAACUCUACGACCUCCUCAGGAAACCCAAGUACAGGGAACAGUUGUCCAUCCGGACAUUCAAGUUCCACAAGCUGCCAGCAAAGGAAAACUAUGCUGCAUGGCUUGGGGGUGCUAUGAUGGGGUCAUUGGAGACUUUACCAAGCCGAUCAGUGACGAGAGACAGUUACCAACUCUCGGGGAAACUCGCUGACUGGUGCUCCAUCACAGAGCAGGCUGUAUCUGGCUGAGGAACAGAAUCUCAUACUUUUAUACCAUUUCACCUACAACAAUAUAUUGAGUGAAUCAGAUUCAAAGAAAACUGCAAUAUCCUACGUGAUGGAUGUUGCAGACACAUCUAGAUAACACCUAGACUGGUCGACUUUAAUCUGUUGUUGGUGGUAAUGAUAGAAAAUCAACUGUGCAAUAUUGAUGUUGGAAAGUUUAACUGUUGUCUUGCAAAAUUCAAGUGACACACUGCCAUUUAGAUUGAGUGGCUUUUCUGAAAUGAACAUGUCAAGUAUCCAGACACUUGACAAAUACUAGCGUGUCAAUAACUAAUCACAUGGGUUAAACUGUGAGUCGCAGAUCUCUGCUUUCAUUGGAUUCAAAUCAUGGACUAAUUUAAAAACUUCAUCGAAAACAACAAUGAUGGAUAUUACAGAUUUUGUAAAAUCCUGCGAGAUUUUGUAAGAUAACAGGUUUGUUAUCAGAUCAGGAACAAGUUUAAAGUGACAGACAUUUAGUGCUUCAAUACCUGUACAUCAUGUGCUGUAGUUGUAAUGUAAGAUUGCUGCUAGAGACAGAGCAAGCUCUGUAACUAUGGUGUUUAUUGUGCUACUGUGGUAAGGUCUACUUUUACUUAUAUGUGGUGUUGGCUAUAAUGCUUACAAGGUGUCUAGCUUGAAAAAACAGCAAUUAAGUCUUUACUUGUGGGUCAAGGUUUUCCAAGAACCAAACUGUAAAAAUAUUUGUUGAAAAAUAAAUCUUGAACACAGAG
This is a messenger RNA of Mizuhopecten yessoensis (Yesso scallop), 5039 nucleotides long. RefSeq lists its product as uncharacterized. The transcript has 25 exons. Gene Ontology annotation, molecular function: protein binding. The record is from RefSeq and is a predicted model, not a curated record. NCBI's taxonomy places the organism in Eukaryota, Metazoa, Mollusca, Bivalvia, Pectinida, Pectinidae. Bases 124 to 4290 code for a protein of 1388 amino acids.